GUUUGCCUUUAAUCGGUGAGUACCAGUGUGUGAGGGGGCGUGGCCAGGGCUGUGGGUCCAUGUGCUGAGGCUCAGUGUGAGUGGCUACUGCAGGGAUUCCCUUUUGCUCCCUGGAGAUCUUGCAGCUGAGCAGACUUACUUUAUUCCCUGGAUCUGUGUAGUAACAGAGCUCUGUGCCAAUGCAGCUUGCUGGCAGCCGAGGGGUUAAGGGUUUCAACAUUGAGCCUUAAUAUUUUAUCAGCAGCCACAAGGUCAGUGUAAAAGUUCCAGCCCUGGAAGCAGGAGGCCCAACAGCAGCAGCAGCAGCAGCUCCUUCCCCCAGUGAAUGAUUUCAGCUCUGCAGAGAGAUAAUAAAGACGUUUAUAGUCGGAGUCGGGUGAAAUCGAAUCCGUCGGUGAAUAAAGGAGUAACUGCAGAGGGAGAACUUUAAUUCAAGAAAAAACCACAGGAAACCCAAAUUGGCCCAGAGGAGACUCCGGAGAACUAGAGCGUUUCCUUAUGUUUAACUUGCCCUUGAAAAUAGGUCACCACUUUACUACUGCGGCAACUUUUUUGUUUUUCUAAUUUCUUGUACUGGAGAAUUUUGUGUUACUGUGAACUUUAACAAAAACAGAUAUUUUGCACAUUUUUGUUGUUUUUACACCUUUUUUUGAUGUGAAAGUUUCAGGCUGCGUGCACACCGAGUUCUUAUUUCCAUAUUCGCUGCGCAGCUGGCAGUUUGUGCCCAUAAUGCGUCAUCGAUGGAUCCAACAGAAAUAACUUCACUAUUCUGAAAUUCACUAUUUGCCUUUUCUCCCUUCUUUUGUAAUUUGCAAUGAUGGAUGUUGCAUUAUUUUCCAUUACAAACAACACUUUCCAAAUCUGGGGAUUUUUACAACAUUUUGGGUAGAGGAUCUCAUGAUGCGGAUGCUAAACAGCGAUACUGCCCCAAAGGAGCUUACCAUCUAGCUUACCAUUAAGACUAGACACUUAAUUACCCAUCGACCCAAUGAGAGGCACCAGACCAAAUUCCUUUGCUGUGGCCAUGGAAACCCUCAAGCAGUUGCCGUCUCUAAAGCCACCAGAAUCCUGGUCCUGCUCGUCCACCCCAAGUGCCAGGCGGCGACGCCUCAAGUUGAAGAAGGGUCAGAGGACCCCUGAGUCUGGAGGAAUAAGCGACGCAGAGGGGUCAGCUGUAGGAGGGAGGAACCUGAAGCCGCCGGCUAUAGAAGUGACCCCAUCCAGUGAGGAUGAGGCUUGGUCCAACUGCUCCACACCAAGUGCUUCACCGAAGAGGCGCCGGGGCCUGCUUAGGAAGUGGCUAAAGAGGCGAGAGUCAAAAAGCUGCACUGGCAGUAUCACUCCCCGCAGCACUCCCAGUAACUCCCCUGCUGUGCGGAGGCGUCUGGUGAGCAGCGAAGUUGACAGUAUGGUGGAAAGGGGAUCAGAAGGCUCCGCAGAGCAGACCCCCAACACUUUUACUCCCACUUUACUUCAGUCUUCUACUGUGCCAGGGAACCAGUGCAAUGCCCAGCAACCCACACAAACCAACUCCCAGCCUGGAACCCCACUCACAUCUCAACUCAGUGGGCGAGGAUUCAUACGGAACAGCAAGAAGAUGCAGAGCUGGUACAGUAUGUUGAGCCCCACUUACAAGCAGCGGAAUGAAGAUUUUCGUAAGAUUUUUAAAAAACUUCCAGAUUCUGAGCGUCUCAUUGUUGACUACUCCUGUGCUCUGCAGAAGGAUAUCUUACUUCAGGGAAGACUCUAUUUAUCGGAGAACUGGAUCUGUUUUUAUAGCAACAUUUUCCGCUGGGAAACUACGAUCAUGAUUCAGCUGAAGGACAUACAAUGUAUCAAGAAGGAGAAGACGGCCAAGCUGAUCCCCAACGCCAUCCAAGUUUGCACUGAAACCGAGAAGCACUUUUUCACCUCCUUUGGCGCCCGAGAUCGCUCAUUUCUGCUGAUUUUCCGCCUCUGGCAAAAUGCUCUUUUAGAUAAGACUCUGUCCCCGCGGGAGUUGUGGCACAUUGUACACCAAUGUUACGGGACUGAGCUGGGACUGACCAGUGAGGAUGAAGAUUAUGUGUCGCCUCGUGACCUGCUGAACGGCUUGGGGGGGAGCGAAGAUUUCCCUGAAAGUACAGACCUGAGUGACGCCUCCUCCCGCGGUGACACCAAACUCAGCCCCCAGCUGCCCGCAACCGACUCCUUCACCUCCCUCGCCAGCACCGACAGCAUGAUAACCCCAGCAGAAGAUGCGGCCGCCCAAUCAGAUGCCCAGUCGGACUCUCAGUUGGAAGGCUCCUCGAGUCAGACGGUGACUCCUCUCUCAGAGAUGGCUGGCUCGGGGCUCCUGGACUCCCUUCCAGCCCUGGAUUUAUUGCCCAGUGAAGACCUGCCCACUGAUCCCAGCAACAACUCCACCCCCAGCUCUACACAGGACGAGGAAGCCAGUACUGUGCCUAAAGACACCCCCUCAUCGGACCUCACGGGGAGGCUACAUAUCAAUGCCGUGUAUCACAUCAGCGCUGAGCACCUGCAGCACUCACUGACUACUGACAUCCACUUUAUGAACGAUUUCAUGGAGCAGCGGAAAUUCACAGACAUCACAGUGAAUCCCUGGAUGAGGGACAGCGGCGGGAAACAGUCUCGGAUAAUUCAUUACACAAUCCCCAUCAAUAACCCCCUGGGGCCCAAAUCUGCCCCCGCUAUAGAAACCCAGACGCUGCACAGUGUGAAGGGAUCAGUGUGUGUCCUCGACACCCAGGUUAUAACUCAGGGGAUCCCGUAUCAGGAUUAUUUCUACACUUCUCACCGGUAUUGCAUCAGCAGCGCGGGGAAGAACAAGGCUCGACUCAGGGUUUCCUCUGAGAUUUGCUACAGAAAGCAACCGUGGAGCCUGGUCAGAGCCAUCAUAGAGAAGAACUCCUGGAAUGGCAUGGAGGAGCACUUCAGUCUGCUGGCCGAGGCUGUAGUAAAGCUGGAGCAGUCGUGCAUGGAGGAGAUGGGGGGCAGGGAGAAGCCUGUCCUGCGACGGAGGAAACGCACUUUAAGCUGGAAGUCGCAUCACAACGACACCAUUAAAACCGCUGCCCCCCAACUGGAAAGUGAAAGGGUGUCUCGUAACUCCAGGGUUUCAGGCAGUAUCUCCUCUCAUCUCUCCCAGCUCUCCGGCCGAGACUCAUCCAGCAACAUCCCCAACGCUCUGUUUGUUAUCAGUAUUGUGCUGCUGGUCCUGGUGGUCCUGAACAUGAUGCUCUUCUACCGCCUCUGGUCUCUGGAGCACACGGCUCAGACAUUUCAGACGUGGCAAAACUACGCCGUGUCCCAAGGGAGGUUCCCCCAGAGUUCCGCCGACUGGGCCGAGAUCCUCGAGCUUCAGAAACGUUUCCACAACGCAGAGGUGCAGAAAUGGAAGCAGACGCUCCGAGCCUCCGUGCAGCUGCUGGAUGAGAUGAGGAUGUCUCUGCAGAGACUACAGCAGGGAGUCCUGAUGGCCGAUUCUGCUGCAGAACCUCACGAGGAAGACGCCCUGUCGUGACAGAGAACUUUGCGUAAACGAGAGGAUUCAGACCCUGGAGGAGACACCGGCAGAUAUUAGCUUGAUAAAUCCAAUGCCCUCUCAGAAGAGAGUAUCUCGUACGGAUCAGCAGACUGACUAACAAACUGCAGGGAUUAGAGUGCUGGCAACUGUCACCCUGCAGAGAUUAAAGUGCUGGCAACUGUCA
Xenopus laevis (African clawed frog) is the source of this 3710-nucleotide messenger RNA. RefSeq names its product GRAM domain containing 1A L homeolog (gene gramd1a.L). The transcript has 20 exons. The record is from RefSeq and is a predicted model, not a curated record. NCBI's taxonomy places the organism in Eukaryota, Metazoa, Chordata, Amphibia, Anura, Pipidae. Bases 989 to 3523 code for a protein of 844 amino acids.